GUUUUCCAGUAUGACGAGAGCGUUACCGGCUGCCGGUUGUUCAGUCGUGUAGCAGCGCGCAACUAUGUGUAGUGUACUUGGAAAACAUCAAGAUACGCUGAACGAUUUUGUACGAAAGCGUGAAAUUACAAAAUAAGCAUUUAAUACAAUAUCCAAGCAAUGAAAUUAAUCCGACAACAACAAAAGUUUAUAUUGAAUUGUGACAAACUGCCAUUUUCAAGUGAUAUAUUUAUAUUACAUUUAUUUUAAAUGGUCCCUAAUAGGAUUUGAAAGUGAGAAAGUUUCUACAAAGUUUCUGUGCUAAAAUAUUGCUGUGUUAAAAUAAGUUCAAGUGCAGUUUAAACAAUCCUUCACCCCAAAAUCACACCAAUUCCGUUACGACCCGAGCAGGUCCAAACAGGAACACAACAUUUGGAUUUAAAUGGAUACCGCUAAAAAAACAGGAAGGAAACAUAGCACAAUGACAUCGGCAAUGUUUUUCAUUUCUGUGGUGCUGUCUUUAGUUAAAGAAUCUAUGGCUCUACCAAGUGGACACUUUCCAGACAGCAAUUUUCUAGAGGAAGAUAGAUAUUCUCCUGGAUUUCUCACACUAGGACAAAAGUACAGUAUAGCGAUCGGUUCUACAGUAGUGUUGCCGUGUAAAAUUAAUGAAACAGAAAACUCUAGUCAAUAUGUGCUGGCAUGGAAACGCGACAUUGCCGUACUAACGGCUGGAAAUGUGAAGGUUACCGUUAAUCCGAGAAUUCGCUUAAUGCCAGUGCAAGCGCAUACUGAUCCACAUGGAUCGUUGUCAACCGGGUAUAACUUAGAAAUCCGAGACGUGCGCAAUUCGGAUGCUGGGGACUACAUUUGUCAGAUUGGUUCGAUGGAACCGAAAGAAAUUGUACAUACACUUGAAAUUUUAGUACCUCCAAAAAUAGACUACAUUUCACCAUCGAACAAAAUGGACAUUCAUAAAGGAGCACCGAUACGCAUGGAAUGUCGAGCAUCCGGUAAUCCGACUCCAAAAAUUGUGUGGUCCAGAAAGAAUAACAUGAUGCCAAAUGGAGAGGCAAACAAGACGGGCAACGUACUCGACAUACUGCAUGCUAACCGACACACCAGUGGUCAUUACAAAUGUACUGCAGAUAAUCGUGUCGGUCAACCGGACACCAGAGAGGUUUUCGUAAAUGUAUUAUAUCCUCCAGAAAUUGAAGUAGAACAACCAACUGUGCAUAGUGGAAUCGGUCACGAGGCUCAGCUGGUGUGUAUCGUUCAUGGAGAGCCUACGCCAAGUGUGGUCUGGUAUCAAGACACUACUCAACUCGGAAUAACAGAGCAGUUCUCACAACAGAAUCGGGGCAACAAGUACAGUCUCGUUAUUCGUAAUGUUACAUACUCAGAUAUUGGGAACUACACUUGUCAGGCAUCGAACGCUCUUGGCAAAGACCGUGGCACGCUGUCCCUCAGCGGAUUGCCAACGCUAUGUUACUUUGACUCGCCAACACUCAGCAGCUAUCGAGAUCAGUACAACAUCUCCUGGACUGUACAAAGCUACUCUCCAAUCCGCGAAUAUCGUCUGUUCUUCCGGCUUGCCUCGAAAAGCAUGCAUCUUUUGCACCACGAGAACCCCCUUGACAAUCACAUCUACAGUGAUCGACCAGCAACAAACAGCCACCUGUAUAGCAGCCCAUUCAGCGGCAGCGUCAGUGCCCACGGUGGCGACCAGUGGGAAAACGUUGUCAUACCGGAGAUGAAUGAUUACGGUGCACCCAAUCACUUCUACAAUUUGGUGCCUCCGUACGCCACGUCCGUACGCCAACCCACUAUUCGGCAUCGGAUGAGCUUUCAGCUGAAGAACCUCAAACCAGCUAGCAACUAUGAAGCACGGGUACAGGCGCGGAACGAUCAUGGUUGGAACAAGCUGUCGAGUAUAUUUCACUUCUCCACUCGUUCGGAAGAUAUGGAACUGGAGCCAUCCGCACAACCUGCCGUCCACGGUGCCGGGUUGCUAGAUAAGGGACUGCUGAGCAGCAGCGAUGCUAGUACGAUCACAGGCACUCAUUUACAUAAAUCAUGGACACUUUCCAUUUUCAUCGUAUUAAUUACCACACACCUACUGCCGUCGUUGUAUCACGCUGCCUUAUCGGUGGUAUGAUUUGCGUAUCUUCCACUUUCCAUUCCAAUGAAUCAUUGAAAACUCGCUACAUGGAUUCGCAUGUACGCCGAGCAUCGUCACUUCCGUUUCGCCGUACUACUACACCGUCGGAGUCACCAAAAAUCCACCGAAUUUCCUCACCGGGGCACUGUGUGUUAUGGAACCGCAGGUAUGGAAACAUAUUAUCAACAGCAACCACUAAUUUAUGGGCAACAGAAUAUUCAAGCAUGCAAUCGACGAUACUCAAUUUCAAUUUGCCAUUAAUCUAGUAAAUUAAGUUCAGUUCAUACACAGCACGUACUCCCAGACCUUAUCAUGAGUUAUGGACAAAUGAGACAGUUGUUUCGAUUACGAUGUCAACAAAAUUGCAUACUAAGAAGUUUAAGGGACAACCAUGUGGUGCUCUUACAAUAGUGUUUCAUAUAUUUCGGAACAGAAUAAGCGCCACCGCUAUGUUCGCUGUUUUUUUUUUUUGGUUGAUUUGAUCAUUGUUCCGCUGCCGUGUUUAUCGAUACAAUCACAAUCAAACAUAGAUUGAUUCAAUUGACAAGGAAUUUUUAUAUUUCUAAAUGAAACACAAUAGAAUUUCAUAUGCAGUUAGGUAAAUGAUGUAGAUAAAUACUUUUGCCAUGAAAAUAACUACCCAAUACUUUGAUUAAAGCUUAGUUGGAAACAAACAACGCUCUAGCUGAAGCCACAAAAAUUAAUUACAACAAAUGGCAAAUAGUAUGGAAGUGCUUGACAUGGUUAGUGUAAUAUAUUAAAUGCAUUUACAAUAAGGGUCACUACGAAACUGUGCGGCUAGAGAAAAUGGGAAAAUAUACGAACGCGAUACCAAAGAGUUAUCGUUCCAGCUUAUAACAAUCUUCCCUUAAAUCUUGUAAGUGUAUUAAACAGAAUUGAUCCUAAAGUAUUUUAUGCUCGUCAGCUUGGUAAUGUCCAUUUAUCAUUCGUCACAUCACUUCCAUUACUCGCUAGAGCCACUGUCUUUACCAAUCAUGAAAACAAACUCAAAUGAUGUUACAUAUACCAUUGCCAACACAGAUACUUUCAAAGACGUGUAGUUAGUCGACCUCGUCAUACCAAUGUGCGACGUAACAACAUACCCUUUUUGUGGGUUCAAAUCAGGAAAGGAAACCGAAUACUGAUAUUCCUGACCACCCUGUUCUCAGA
Anopheles merus is the source of this 3310-nucleotide messenger RNA. Its product is annotated as neuronal growth regulator 1-like. The record is from RefSeq and is a predicted model, not a curated record. The coding region runs from base 422 to 2137 and encodes 571 amino acids. Gene Ontology annotation, cellular component: neuronal cell body; plasma membrane; axon. NCBI's taxonomy places the organism in Eukaryota, Metazoa, Arthropoda, Insecta, Diptera, Culicidae. Gene Ontology annotation, molecular function: protein binding; axon guidance receptor activity. The transcript has 9 exons. Gene Ontology annotation, biological process: synapse organization; homophilic cell-cell adhesion.